CAGGAGUUACAAUUCAAACGCGAGCGGCGGCCCGCAGCCCUACAGUUGCCCUUUCGUCUCCACACUCCUGUCUUGGUGCCAACACUUCUAGGAUGGCCUCGCAAAACCGUGACCCAGCUGCUGCCAGCGUUGCCGCCGUUCGAAAAGGAGCCGAGCCCUGCGGGGGCGCCGCCCGGGGCCCUGUGGGUAAGAGGCUACAGCAGGAGCUGAUGACCCUUAUGAUGUCUGGUGACAAAGGAAUUUCCGCCUUCCCUGAAUCAGACAACCUGUUCAAAUGGGUGGGGACCAUCCACGGAGCAGCCGGCACUGUAUAUGAAGACCUGAGGUAUAAGCUCUCCCUAGAGUUCCCCAGUGGCUACCCUUACAACGCCCCCACAGUGAAGUUCCUCACCCCCUGCUACCACCCCAACGUGGACACCCAGGGCAACAUCUGCCUGGACAUUCUCAAGGAGAAGUGGUCUGCACUCUAUGACGUCAGGACCAUCUUACUCUCUAUCCAGAGCCUGCUAGGAGAACCCAACAUCGAUAGCCCUUUGAACACACAUGCUGCAGAGCUCUGGAAAAACCCCACAGCAUUUAAGAAGUACCUGCAAGAAACCUAUUCAAAGCAGGUCUCCAACCAAGAGCCCUGAUGCACACUGUCCACCUCUCUUUUGUGCUGUCUUUUUUUCUUAGACUGUCUGUCCUUUCUCUUUGAUUUCUAAGCUGUGUUGUUAUUUUUGUUUUGUUUGUUUUUUUAAAUUAAGUCUGCUUGAACCCUUACAAUGUAUAUUAAAUAAAUACAUGUUGAUUGUUUUUAUAU
Molecule: messenger RNA, 802 nt
Organism: Arvicanthis niloticus (Nile rat)
Lineage: Eukaryota; Metazoa; Chordata; Mammalia; Rodentia; Muridae
Gene: Ube2c
Product: ubiquitin conjugating enzyme E2 C
Source: RefSeq, a predicted model, not a curated record